Messenger RNA from Fusarium musae, 1137 nucleotides. RefSeq lists its product as uncharacterized. The transcript is spliced from 2 exons. The record is from RefSeq and is a predicted model, not a curated record. Lineage: Eukaryota; Fungi; Ascomycota; Sordariomycetes; Hypocreales; Nectriaceae. Gene Ontology annotation, molecular function: protein binding. Bases 1 to 1137 code for a protein of 378 amino acids.
AUGAAAUUCAUCAACGCGCUUCUUGUUACAGCCUCACUCACACAGGCCCAUCCAAAGCCUCACAAGUCCGAUCGGGCAUUGUACUUCCUCGACAGCGACCCCCAGGGCGCUUCUGUUGUCUCACUCAGCAUUGCCAAAGAUGGCUCGUUCGGUCAGCCACAGAGAAUCUCGACCAGUGGAAAGGGUCUUAUUAGCAAUAACAUGAAUGGAACUGUCAAGAUGGAUCCCCUCUUCUCCCAAGGCUCCAUUAUUGUAAGCGGGAACCGCUUGUUCACCGUCAACGCUGGCUCCAACACUUUGGCCGCUUUCCAUAUCCCCAAGGAGAACCCAGCUCAUCCGCUUCUUCUCGGCGAACCUGUCGAUACCGUUGGCACAGUUCCCAACACAGUUGCGUAUUCUCGCAAGCACAAGCUUGCUUGCGUCGCCAAUACUGGAACCAAGCCUGGAGUUCAGUGCUUCACUGUCUCGGACUGCGAUGGUUUGAAGCCCCAGGGCAACCUCAAGCCUCUUCCUGUCUUCGGCCAGACAUCCCCUCCAACAGGGCCUCCGAACACUGUUUCCAACAUUCUCUUCAAUCCUUCCGAAACGGCUCUUUUCGUUACCAUCAAGGGCAACGGUAUGGAGAAUGGUUUCGUUUAUGCUUACAAGGUUGAGAAUAGCCGCGUGAGCGAGGAAGCUAUAAAGUCACAGCCCAAUAACUUGCCAGUUGCUUUUGGAAUGAGCUUUGUCUCCGACGGUUCUGCUGUUGUUUCCACUCCCGCUUAUGGUGCAGCAUUUGUGUCCAUCGCCGAUGAUCUCACUGUGUCCACCAAGACAAAUAUCACAGUCCCAAAACAAAUGGCCACUUGCUGGACCGCAACUUCCACUGGUUCUAGAUCUGUCUAUCUCCUCGAUGCCGCUGUUCCAGACGUCACUGCUCUCAAUACCGAGACUAUGGCCAUCGGACGCACUCUCUCAGGCUAUGCUGCCGGUAAGGGCAAUUUCGACGCCAUCAUCAGUGGCUCCAAGCUCUAUGCUCUGCAGGCUGCUCCAGCGAUUGCGGUGUUUGAGUUGAAGCAUGAUUCUUAUGGUCCAAGAGUGAUCAACCUGAGCGGACUCGGGAACCGUGCUUCUUGGACAGGAAUGGCUGUUUACUGA